Molecule: messenger RNA, 1008 nt
Organism: Papaver somniferum (opium poppy)
Lineage: Eukaryota; Viridiplantae; Streptophyta; Magnoliopsida; Ranunculales; Papaveraceae
Product: protein PSY1-like
Exons: 3
Coding region: 103-336 (77 amino acids)
Source: RefSeq, a predicted model, not a curated record
AUUCUACAUAACUCAAAAAAAGAAUCAGAAAUCAAAUAGGAACCCAGUUCUUAAGAAUCUCGAAAGAAAAAAAGAAAAACCGAAUCAAUCCUAGAAAGAAAAAUGGGUCGAUUUUACUUUUUCAAGAUUCUUCUUGUUUCAGCUAUGAUUUUGUCUCUUUUUUUCUCACAGGGAUCUGCAAGAAAUUUAGUAAGUUUGGGAAAUGAUGAUCAUUCUACUGUUGAUGUAGAGAAUGGAAGAAGGAUGUUGCAAGUUAAUGUUAUGGAUUAUAAAGAACCAGGGGCAAAUCCAAAAAAUACUCCUGUUUUGCCUCCUCCCCCUCCUGCAGAAGUCUAACUGUAUUUUACAUGUCUUGAUCUUCUUAAUAAUUACUAAAGAAAGAAAAGUUCUUGAUUUUCUGUGUUGGAUCUUAAUUUUGUUUGAUAAAAUUUUGAGAAAUGAGAGAAAAGUUUCUCAUGUAGUUACUACUGUUUUUGUGCUUCUUUGAUUGUGUGUUGAAAAAUGAAGGUACUUGUGUUAAUAUGUGAUACUGGGUGGUUCUAUGAAUACUAGUUUAUCCUGCAGAGGAUUUGUAAAUGGAAAUUUAGUCUAAAAAACGUGGUCGGGGACCUGUUCAGCUGAUCAGGUUUGAGAAGGGGAUACAGGCUCUGGCAGUCUGGUCUAUGCCUUGUUCGCAACAUUCUUCAAGGUACAGAAACCUUUUAACAACAAUUUCUGGAAGAUCAACUUUCAUGAAGUCUUGAGACAGUAGUAUAAUAUAUUUAUUACGAUAAAUGUUGAAGGCAAAAACAUCCUUUGUUCUUGAGUUCUGAUAAAAUGUUCCCACUUCCUGUUCUUUUUUUUCUCUCUAUAUUAUUGGUCAUGAAGUAGAGAAUGAGAUGAACAAAAAUCAUCAAGUCAAAAAUACAGACUUGGAUCACCUGUAAACUAGCUGUGCUGCCGAGGUGUAAGGUUUAAGUCGUCUAUUGGACUGCUUAAUCAGUGAAAUCAGACAUUCUAUUUCUAUUA